Molecule: messenger RNA, 1101 nt
Organism: Histoplasma mississippiense
Lineage: Eukaryota; Fungi; Ascomycota; Eurotiomycetes; Onygenales; Ajellomycetaceae
Exons: 3
Coding region: 1-1101 (366 amino acids)
Biological process (GO): proteolysis
Molecular function (GO): metalloendopeptidase activity
Source: RefSeq, a predicted model, not a curated record
AUGCACAUAUCUUCGAUUCUAUUGGUAGCAGCUGGUCUGCUCGCUCCUGUAUACUCCAACGCCAUUAUCUCCAUUAGGCGCCGUACUGAGGGCCUCAAUGUCAGCCUGUCCGCAACCGGGAAUAGCAAGGUCCAUGUUUCCGUGACGAACACUGGCACUUCAGAGACCCCUGUUCUUAUAGUGAACACACUCCUUGACAAAUCUCACACGAAGAAGGUCACAGUCUACAAAGAAGGCUCCGAAAAAGAAGUGCCCUUCAAAGGCAUUCAUAUCCGCCACUACCACUCCAGUCUAACCAGAGAUGCCUUCCAACCCAUUGCCCCUGGGCAAACCAUCGAAACCGAACUUGACCUCGCGGAAACCUUCGACCUCUCGGAAAACAGUACUUACAUUGUCUCUGCCGAGGGCAUCUUCCCUUUCAGCGAUGCCAAAUCCACACAUAUCGCCGGCAUCAUCCCGUAUAAGUCCAACGAAAUCAGAAUAAAGGUCAAUGACAAACAAUCAUCCAAGAUUCUUUCCGCCCGCGCCAAACACCACCAUUUAGCCCGUCGCGCCGACCUUGACAACGGCGGCUGUAACGACCAGCAAAAGGCCGUCAUCGCCCGCGCACUGAAAAGAGCCUCCAACAUCGCUACACAAGCUUCCAGUGCCGCUCAACACGGCGAUGCGCGACUAUUCGAGCAAUAUUUCCGCACGACAGACCGCACCAUCCGCAAACAGGUUUCUGACCGCUUCCGCGCCAUCGCCAACGAAGCCGAAAGCUCAAUUGCCGGAACAGUCAAGUACCAGUGCCAUGAUGCAAUGAACGUUUGCUCCCGUCCGGGCGCGAUCGCCUAUGCAGUCUCGGGAUCGAAUAUCGUUGUCAAUUGUCCAAUCUUCUAUUCGGCUGGUGUGUCAUCACAGGAGUGCGAUUCAGGGGACCAAGCGUUGACUGUCAUCCACGAGUUCUCUCAUAUCGACGCCGUAUACUAUCCCGCCACGACUGAUAUUGCCUACGGUGAAGACGCGUCGAUCGCGCUGGCGUCUGAUAUGGCGUUUCGGAAUGCCGAUAAUUAUAUCUUCUAUGCAAAUGCCAUAAGACAAAACUGUAGUCCCAGCUGA